Molecule: messenger RNA, 4203 nt
Organism: Anopheles stephensi (Asian malaria mosquito)
Lineage: Eukaryota; Metazoa; Arthropoda; Insecta; Diptera; Culicidae
Product: venom carboxylesterase-6-like
Exons: 3
Coding region: 2222-3907 (561 amino acids)
Source: RefSeq, a predicted model, not a curated record
CGCAGCAGCUGUUGGUGUGUAAAUACGGCUACCAAAUAGCCCCAACAUCGAAAAUGUAUCUCGCCAUUGGUUUGAUAAUCGCCUGUCUAACUACGGAAAUCGCUGGUACGACGGCUACGCUGGUGAACAUCAAAAAUGGUCCAAUAUUGGGUGAGAAGCGUGGAGAAUAUUACGCAUUCGAAGGAAUCCCUUAUGCGAAGCCUCCGGUGGGUAAGUUCCGCUUCGCAUCAUCGGAACUGAACGAUGAUCGCUGGACCGAACCGCGCAACACUACUAGCCGAGGCCCCGUAUGUCUGCAGUGGAAUCAUCUAAAUCCGAACAAAGAUAAACUGGAGGGUGUGGAGGAUUGUCUGUUCCUGAACGUGUACACAAGAUCCAUCGAUCCUUCUGCCCGGUUGCCUACGAUCGCAUUCAUCCAUGGUGGUGCAUUUAUGUUCGGUACGGGUAACUUCUACGAGCCCGACCACAUCAUGCGCGGACAGAUGAUUCUGGUUACCUUUAACUAUCGGCUCGGACCGCUCGGCUUUCUCAGCACCGAGGACGAUGUGAUUCCGGGCAACUAUGGACUGAAAGAUCAGGUAACCGCUUUACGGUGGAUUCGUGAAAACAUUCAACCAUUCGGAGGUGAUCCUAAGACUGUAAGCUUGGUGGGAUACUCGGCUGGUUCUGCUAGCGUCCAUCUCCAUUAUCUAUCUCCCCUGUCGAGAGGACUGUUCAGUUCAGGCAUUGGACAUAGUGGAUCGGCACUCAGCCCUUGGGUAAUUGCCGAGCGAUCGAUAGAAAAGGCAGUAAGAAUCGGAGCUGUACUAGGUUGCCCAACAAGAAAAACACAAGCCCUGCUGGACUGUCUACGAAAGCUACCAGCAGAAGACAUCGUGCGACAAGUGCCAAACUUUCUCGACUUCCUGUACAACCCGUUCUCGCCGUUCGGGGUAGUUGUGGAGAAGGAGGGCCCUCUCAAUCCUUCCCCAUUCCUUACCGAUACACCGCGAUCCCUAAUGAAGAGUGGAAAAAUCGCCAAAGCGCCACUGAUCAUGUCGGUUACACAGGCGGAAGGUCUUUACCCAGGAGCUGAAUUCAUAAGCGAUCCAACUUAUCUGCAACAGAUCGAUUCCCGUUGGAAUGAGCUCCUGCCAAGCAUUCUUGACUAUAAAGCAGCCGUUCCGGAUCCUAUGGAACGUGACCGUCUUUCGGAAACGAUUCGGAACCGCUACUUCAAACCAGACGAACGAUUAACGCUGGCAAAUUUCCAUAAAUUAAUAAGGAUUAUUUCUAACCGACUCUAUUUUGCCGGGUUUACCGAGUCGAUCAAGCUCAUGCAACCACACAUCAAGCUGUACUCAUACGUGGAUUAUUUCAAAAUUAAGUACGGCCUUGGUGAGAAGCUUUCGAGGCGCUCCGAAACCAGGAGCUUCGGUGUAUCCCAUGGUGAAGAUGUCGAUCUCAUAUUCCACAGCAUUGCUCGUGAAAAUUUGCCUUAUAGCAAGGCAGAGAGAGAAGUAACUGAACAUUUCGUAGCCAUGUACAGUCAGUUUGCGAAAGGAAAAAUGCCUCGCUUUGGCUCCAAUGUGAUACCUCUGCAAGAUACUCCGGACAGGAUCACGUACUUGAGGAUCGGUUAUCCUCGUUGCAGGGUGGUACGUGUUGAGAGUUUAAGUGAUGAAUCAUUUUGGAACAGUCUUGACUUUCAUGAUGCUCCAUACGAAACAGUUUGAGGGAUCGCGAUCUUUACAAACUGAAGAAUGAUUAGAGCUGUUGUUGGAAUAGCACGUCAGUGUCGAGUCAGUAUAUAGAAAAAGUAAAAUAAAAACCUAAAAGUCACACCAACAGAUACCUUUUUACACAAACGAUUCUUGUUAUGCUCAAAUACACGAGCAUCGCAUAUGCGCGAUCGAUAAUUGUUCAAACGAAGUCAAGUCUAAACGAACGCGUGCGUCUUACCCUUCACUGUGGAGAAGCAAAUCACCACUAAUCAAACCCCUGCGAUCUUUGCGAGCUGUUUUUAUUCUCACAGUUUUUCUCCCUGGCUCGUUCAGAGUACGCUGAAGGCGCGAUAAGAGAACGGCACCCAUCCAUCUCACUCACACUGCAUUCACUUGUAAUCAAAUUUACAUUCAAAGCCUACGAAGUGGUACUUGCGCUAAGAUACCGUAUCAAAAAAACAGUCUCGCAGCAGCUGUUGGUGUGUAAAUACGGCUACCAAAUAGCCCCAACUUCGAAAAUGUAUCUCGCCAUUGGUUUGAUAAUCGCCUGUCUAACGACGGAAAUCGCUGCUACGGCGGCUACGCUGGUGAACAUAAAAAAUGGUCCAAUAUUGGGUGAGAAGCGUGGAGAAUAUUACGCAUUCGAAGGAAUCCCUUAUGCGAAGCCUCCGGUGGGUAAGUUCCGCUUCGCAUCAUCGGAACUGAACGAUGAUCGCUGGACCGAACCGCGCAACACUACUAGCCGAGGCCCCGUAUGUCUGCAGUGGAAUCAUCUAAAUCCGAACAAAGAUAAACUGGAGGGUGUUGAGGAUUGUCUGUUCCUGAACGUGUACACAAGAUCCAUCGAUCCUUCUGCCCGGUUGCCUACGAUCGCAUUCAUCCAUGGUGGUGCAUUUAUGUUCGGUACGGGUAACUUCUACGAGCCCGACCACAUCAUGCGCGGACAGAUGAUUCUGGUUACCUUUAACUAUCGGCUCGGACCGCUCGGAUUUCUCAGCACCGAGGACGAUGUGAUUCCGGGCAACUAUGGACUGAAAGAUCAGGUGACCGCUUUACGGUGGAUUCGUGAAAACAUUCAUACAUUUGGAGGUGAUCCUAACACAGUUAGCCUGGUGGGAUACUCGGCUGGUUCUGCUAGCGUCCAUCUCCAUUAUCUAUCUCCCCUGUCGAGAGGACUGUUCAGUUCAGGCAUUGGACAUAGCGGAUCGGCACUCAGCCCUUGGGUAAUUGCCGAACGAUCGAUAGAAAAGGCAGUAAGAAUCGGAGCUGUACUAGGUUGCCCAACAAGAAAAACACAAGCCCUGCUGGACUGUCUACGAAAGCUACCAGCGGAAGACAUCGUGCGACAAGUGCCAAACUUUCUCGACUUCCUGUACAACCCGUUCUCGCCGUUCGGGGUAGUUGUGGAGAAGGAGGGCCCUCUCAAUCCUUCCCCAUUCCUUACCGAUACACCGCGAUCCUUAAUGAAAAGUGGAAAAAUCGCCAAAGCGCCACUGAUCAUGUCAGUUACACAGGCCGAAGGUCUUUAUCCAGGAGCUGAAUUCAUAAGCGAUCCUACCUAUCUGGAACAGAUCGAUUCCCGUUGGAAUGAGCUCCUGCCAAGCAUUCUCGAUUACAAGACAGCCGUUACUGAUCCGAAGAAGCGUGACCGUCUGUCGGAAAUGAUUCGGAACCACUACUUCAAACCAGACGAACGAUUGACGUUGGAAAAUUUCAAUGUACUCAUACAGAUCAUUUCCAACCGACUAUACUUUGCAGGAGUUACCGAAUCGGCAAAGCUGAUGCACCCGUUCACCAACUUGUAUCUGUACUACGAUCUGUACAAAGCCGUGUACGGUGUUGGGGAGGCUCUAUCCCAUCAAGAUGAACCAGCAUUGCUGGGAGUUGCACACGGUGAUGAUGUCCUGCUAAUAUUCCCAAGCGUCCUACGCGACGACGUACCGUACACGGAAGAGGAAAUGAUGGUGGUCGAUAGAUUUGUAGCCAUGUACGAGUCUUUUGUCAAAGGAGAUAAGCCACGGUUUGGUACUUACGAGCUACCGAUGCAAGAUUCUGACGAUAAGGUGGUGUUUUUGAGCCUCAACUACCCACAAAGUGAAAUUGUGCGAUCGGAAGGAAUGAGUGAUGAGAUGUUUUGGAACACGCUUGAUUUUAACGAUGGACCAUAUGCAUCAACCGCUGAACAAAUGCAUACCGAGCUGUAGGUUUAGGGACAAACGGAAGAAUAUCGCAAAAAGCAGCUCUUAAAACAAUCCCAAGAGGAAGGCUUUGCAAAAUAUUUUUACUAAAGAUCUGUAUAGAUAUAAUUUAACGCCUGCCAUUUUGAACUAUUUGCUAACAUCAAAUAGAUAAAAUAAAAUGGCGGCACUUUAUGAUUCUAAGCCUUCAGGUAAAUUGAACAAAAGGUGUUAAACCGAUCGUUUUAUAUACGGUUAAAGCAAUAAAGAAGGGCAGUGGUCUCAGGGGCAAAACUAGGCUAUUGUACCAUUGUACCAUAAGA